Molecule: messenger RNA, 1263 nt
Organism: Jatropha curcas
Lineage: Eukaryota; Viridiplantae; Streptophyta; Magnoliopsida; Malpighiales; Euphorbiaceae
Product: calmodulin-like protein 3
Molecular function (GO): calcium ion binding
Source: RefSeq, a predicted model, not a curated record
CUGGAAAAUCUCUCUUUGUCCUUUGCUCUUCUCCUUCUCUGUUUUCUGUUUUGUUACCAUUUAACAAUCAAGAUUUUCAAGAACAACAAAAUGGCAUUAAUAGCCAUAUUCUUACUACUAUUCUUGUUCUUGGCCGGCCUUCUCAAUCUUUACUUCUAUCUACCUCCCAAGAAACUCUAUGCAUGGCUCCAAUCUUUCUUUCUUAAAAUGAAUUCUUCUUCUUCUUCUUCUUCUUCUUCUUCUUUAUCUACUGCAAAAGUCACUCCUUACAAAGAGAGAAGCACUUGUGAUAAUAAUAGUUCUGAUAUGGCGAAAGAAGACCUAAAGAGUGUAUUUGCUACCUUCGAUAAAAAUGGAGAUGGAUUUAUAACAAAGCAAGAGCUAAGAGAUUCUUUAAAGAACAUAAAAAUUUUCAUGACAGAAAAAGAAAUUGAAGAAAUGGUAGCGAAAGUGGAUUCUAAUGGAGAUGGGUUCAUAGACUAUGAAGAGUUCUGUUUCUUGUGUGAGUCCAUAGUUGGUGGUGAAGGAGUUACAAGAAGUGUAGAAGAUGAAGGAGAUAAUGCUGUAGAAAUAAUUUUGAAAGAAGCUUUUGAUGUUUUUGAUAGAAAUAAGGACGGGCGAAUAUCAGGGGAAGAGCUUGGAUCAGUAUUAUGUUCUUUGGGAUUAAAAGAAGGAACAAAGGUUGAAGAUUGUAAGGAAAUGAUUAGACAAGUUGAUAUGGAUGGUGAUGGAAUGGUUAAUUUUGAUGAGUUUAAGAAGAUGAUGAGAAGUGGAAAUAGCAAAUUCAUUCCUGUCUUCUAAAUUAUAUUUGGCUAAUCUUUGGUAAGUGGUAAUUAAGACCUUCAAUUAAUUUAUUUUCCUCUCUUCCUCUAUAUAUAUAUAUAUACAACAAAAACACACACAUACACACUUAAUUAGACAUACAUAAUCUCAAGUGCACUUAAUCAACUCAGUAAAGAGUGUUCAAUUGCAGAGGAAACAGCAUGGAUACAUCAUCUCUUUGCUAUCUAACUUUUAAGUAACCAACAAGGAAAUUGUGAUUAAAUGUGUUGGUUAUAGCUAGAAAGCUUGAUGUGUGUAAUAUAUAUACAGUGCUUUUGUAGUUAGAAUGUUUUAGUAGGGCUUUUUCUAGUGUUGGAUUUUGCUUUAGGACAUGUAUAUAAUUAUAUAUUGGACAUUGAUCCCUUAAGUUUCAAGAGUUGUGUGUGCUUUUAUGUGAAUUAAUGUUUUUCCCCAUUGUAUGGGUUUGAGUUGUUGACAAAA